Molecule: messenger RNA, 663 nt
Organism: Aspergillus ochraceoroseus IBT 24754
Lineage: Eukaryota; Fungi; Ascomycota; Eurotiomycetes; Eurotiales; Aspergillaceae
Product: glutathione S-transferase family protein
Exons: 2
Coding region: 1-663 (220 amino acids)
Biological process (GO): translational elongation
Cellular component (GO): nucleus; cytoplasm
Source: RefSeq, a predicted model, not a curated record
AUGGCUCCAUUCGGUACCAUCUAUAGCUACCCCAACAACCCUAGGGUCGGGAAGGUCCUAGCGGUGGCCAAUUUGAACAACCUCGAAAUCGAGGUUCCGCCAUUCCAAAUGGGCGUAACAAACCGCACCCCGGAAUUUCUCGCCAAGUUCCCCAUGGGCAAGGUGCCGGCCUUUUCAGCGGCCGACGGUACCAAUAUCUUCGAAUCUGACGCCAUUGCGCAGUUUGUGGCAGAGAGCGGCCCGGCUGCUGGUCAGCUCGUUGGUUCCACGCCAGCUGAGCGCGCCGUCAUCCGCCAGUGGAUUGCUAUGGCAGACAACGAAAUUGGUUUGAAUAUCGUUCUGCUUGUCUUGCCUCGCAUUGGAGUGUCCAAGUUCGACGAAGCCACGGAGGCUGCGGCUCUCGAGAGGCUGGAGCGCGGCUUAGCAUGCCUGGAUAAGCAUCUCGCUGGCAGCACAUGGAUUGCACCACAGGAAAAGCUUAGUUUGGCUGAUAUCACUCUGGCCGCGGCACUUUCCUGGGGAUAUGCCAUGAUUAUUGACGCAGAAAUGAGGGCCAAGUACCCGGCCCUUCUAGCAUGGUAUAAGAAGACCAUGGAUAGCGAGGGUGUCAAGGGGGCUUUUGGAGAGCUGAAGUUCAUUGAGAAACGCGAGAUUCCUCAGUAA